Messenger RNA from Zingiber officinale, 1305 nucleotides. RefSeq names its product lysine-rich arabinogalactan protein 19-like. Bases 1 to 1053 code for a protein of 350 amino acids. The record is from RefSeq and is a predicted model, not a curated record. The transcript is spliced from 5 exons. NCBI's taxonomy places the organism in Eukaryota, Viridiplantae, Streptophyta, Magnoliopsida, Zingiberales, Zingiberaceae.
AUGGCACAGAAAGUGUUUGAUGAAUACAUUCUGUGUUCCAAUGGUGCCAUUGUUCAGAUUGCAGAUGGGUCUUUUCCUCUUGUGACUUUUAUCGAAGGAUAUAAGUUUGGUUUUGUGUUGUUUAUCCCAGUUUUUGCUGGUUCUGAAAUUGGGAAGACUAUUGGCAGUACUAAGUUGAACGCAGACCUUUACCUUCGGAGACCCCACGCCGCAUUUAACAACGGCAUCCACCUCCCGCUCCCACCCCCUCAAAUCCACCGUCCAUCUCCCCGAACCCACCAAACCUUCUUCCUCACAGCUGGCGCCCCAUGUGCCUUCGCGAACACGGCCACUGCUGCUGGGCCCCAUCCGUCCCGACGCUACUCUUCAUUCUACAUAUACGGCUCACGGCUCAGUCCCUUUCACUCCUCCUCCUCCUCCUCCCUCCGACGAUGGAUCGCCGCCCAGCCAUCCUCUGUCUCUCGCUCCUCCUGUGCGCCGCUGCGGCGACCAUUCCCGCUAGCGCCCAGUCUCCCGCGGCGGCGCCCUCCAAAGCCGCCGGCGCAGCCACCGCCCCUGCUACCGCCAAAACCACCACUCCCGUCCCCGCCUCCGCCCCCUCCAAACCUACCGCUCCUGCGCCCACGCAGCCUUCCCCCGUUCCUGCGACUGCUCCCGCCGCCAAAGUCACUACACCGCCUCCAGCCACGGCACCGGCGACGCCCCCGCCAACCGCACCCCCAAAUGCCACCGCCCCCGCCACUGCUCCAGCCGCGACGCCGCCGGCUACCUCCCCCGCCGCCGCUGCGACGCCUCCAGCUCCGGUGCCGGUCGCGGCACCCGUCGCGACCUCAGUACCCCCCGCCGCGGCCCCCGUCAUCCCCUCCACUCCGGUCCCGGCCACAGAGUCACCAGUGCCCUCCGAGACACCUGCCCCCGCCGCAAGCAAGCCGAAGAAGAAGAAGAAGAAGGGUAAGAAAGCCGUGGCUCCCGCUCCGAGCUCCCUGGCCCCGCUCGCCGCAUCGCCGUCCGACGCUGCCUCUCCUGGACCCAGCGUCGCCGCCGACGAAGUGAACGGAGCGCGCGCAGCGAGCAGCAUCAUGCUUUCCGGCUCGGCCCUACUCCUUUGGAUCGUCGCCAUCUUCGCUGCCGUUUGACUGCUGUUGAUGUCUGUGGCGGUGCUUGAUCUGUCGUUAUCGGAUUCCGACAGUUUAUUCGCAUUUUGGCCCAUUAAUUUAGCGUAUAUUGCAUGCACUAUGACCGUGACCACGACCAGCUGCUGUAUUUAUUUAUUCACUCAAUUGAAUUUUUUAUUAUUUUGUCGGA